GCACAGAGCAGCUGGAGGCCACGGCGUCCCCUCGCAUCAUCAAGACCCACAUCCCAGCUCACAUCUUGCCCAAAUCCUUCUGGGAAAACCACUGCAAGAUGAUCUAUGUGGGGCGCAAUGCCAAGGACGUGGCAGUCUCCUUCUACCACUUUGACCUGAUGAACAAGCUGCACCCGCACCCUGGGACAUGGGCCCAGUACCUGGAGGAGUUCAUGGCUGGCAGAGUAGCAUAUGGCUCCUGGUACGACCAUGUCAAGGAUUACUGGGAGCGGAGGAAGGAUCACCCCAUCCUCUACCUUUUCUACGAGGACUUGAAGGAGGACCUCCGCCGGGAGGUUGCCAGAGUGGCCCAGUUCCUGGGGCGGGAGUUGUCGGAGGCAGCGCUGGAUGCCAUCACACGGCACACCUCCUUCGAGGCCAUGCGGGACAACCCCACCACCAACUACAGCAUGGUGCCCUCCCACCUCAUGGACCAGGGCAUCUCCCCCUUCAUGCGCAAAGGCACCACUGGAGAUUGGAAGAACCACUUCACUGUGGCCCAGAGCGAGCGCUUCGACCGGGACUACACGCAGAAGAUGUUGGGCACAGACCUGUGCUUCCGCACCCAGAUCUGAGGAGGCACCACUGGACACCCCCCCAAAUCCAAUCCGAUGCCGAUGGUACCACCACUGCCCUGGGUGCUGCUUCCCCUCUCCUGGGACUGCUGGAGAGAAAUAAAACGUCCUCCCUGACCCCCCCCAUGGGAUGCUCAUUGCCCUGCGACUGCGCUGACCCUGACCCCACCAUCCCCCUGGGGCCACUAGUCUCUCCUCGGCUUGGGAACAAGCCAGCGCCGCCCCAUGUCCUCUCGGCCACCGUGGCAGGGGGACUACCGCCGGCAGCUGGCGGGAUCGCAGAGGAUUUUGGCAAAACCACGUCAGGGAUGGCUGAUCCAGAUGCCUACCUGCGGCAGCCCUGGCGAACGGUGCACGGCAUCCCCAUGGUCUGUGCCUUCGCCCUUGACUGGGAGAGGGUCGACACCUUCCAGAGCCGCCCUGAGGACAUCGUGGUGAUCACCUUCCCCAAAUCUGGCACCACCUGGGUCAGUGAGAUUGUGGACAUGAUCCUGCAAGGUGGCGACGCUGAGAAGUGCAAGCGGGACAUCAUCACCAAGAGGGUACCCAUGCUGGAGUUCUCUGCCCCUGGGGAGAUGCUGGCAGGAACAGACCUGCUGGCCACCAUGCCCUCGCCCCGUGUGGUGAAGACCCACCUGCCUGCACAUGUCCUGCCCAAAUCCUUCUGGGAAAACCGCUGCAAGAUGAUCUAUGUGGGGCGCAAUGCCAAGGACGUGGCAGUCUCCUUCUACCACUUUGACCUGAUGAACAAGCUGCACCCGCACCCUGGGACAUGGGCCCAGUACCUGGAGGAGUUCAUGGCUGGCAGAGUAGCAUAUGGCUCCUGGUACGACCAUGUCAAGGAUUACUGGGAGCGGAGGAAGGAUCACCCCAUCCUCUACCUUUUCUACGAGGACUUGAAGGAGGACCUCCGCCGGGAGGUUGCCAGAGUGGCCCAGUUCCUGGGGCGGGAGUUGUCGGAGGCAGCGCUGGAUGCCAUCACACGGCACACCUCCUUCGAGGCCAUGCGGGACAACCCCACCACCAACUACAGCAUGGUGCCCUCCCACCUCAUGGACCAGGGCAUCUCCCCCUUCAUGCGCAAAGGCACCACUGGAGAUUGGAAGAACCACUUCACUGUGGCCCAGAGCGAGCGCUUCGACCGGGACUACAUGCAGAAGAUGUUGGGCACAGACCUGUGCUUCCGCACCCAGAUCUGAGGAGGCACCAGUGUAUGCGCCCCCAACGCACCCCCAUUAAUCGUGCUCCCCAGCAGCAGCUCCAGCACUGCCCCAGCCUGCCUGCAUCUCACUGGCCUCCCUGCACCAGAGGGACUUUAGCAAAAAUUAAGAGUUUAUUUCUGCAUCUUCCUCCCAAAUUUGCACCCAUGUGGAAUGUGCCGCAUUGCUACAAAGUGCUGUGGAGCCUCAUCACACCUCGCAUUGCCCCAGCCCCACGUUGCCUGCCCAGGACGUGUGUAGGAUAUGCCUGUGCGGCUUUUCUUGGUGGAAUAAAACAGCCAUCAUGCGGUACAGAGGCGUUUCCAGCAUGCGAAGUAUAAAAGUUGUUAGCAGCUCCCAAUGCUCAUCUCUGCUGUGGCUGGGGUCCCACACCCACCGCCUCCUGCCUCAGAAACCCCUCCACUGAUGUCACACUUCGAGAAGACACAGGACAGGACAGGGCAUGGUGAUGGCCAUGCCCCUCCCCUGCUGCUGGGACCAUGUGGAAGAGAUGAGGUGAGCAGGAUGGGGACAAAACCAGCCCGAGGGUGGCCGGGAGAUGGACGCAGCCUGGGGAGGUUGAGAUCAACCCUUCCACCCAGGAGCAUCGAAGCUGGGGGCAAAAGGAGGAUUUUGCUGGUCACUUUUGUGCUGUUCUGCUCCCAGGGACCUGGAAGCUAUUAUGCUGUGCCAGUCUCCCUGCAACCACAUAGACCUCCAGGUACGGCGGGUCCCCAGGGGGUCAGAGGAGAGGGUCCCCUCAGCUGCUCCUCCUCCCACCACCACCAAAAAAAACCCAGGGCACACUGCGGCACCUCAGCACAUGUUGCAGCUAGGGAGGUGGAACAGCAUUGCUGAAAGCUGGAACUUUUAAAAUAGCUGUUUUUAUGUUGCAAUCAUUUAAGAAAAGGAAACUGUGAGUCGGAUGGUUAUUGGGUGCCGGUUGCUCAGAUGCUGUCCUCUCCUGCCCAAGUUCAUCAUCCUUUCUUCUGUUUGGUACACGUGCAAGACAAACUUGCCUGCAACCUGGAGGAAAUAUUCACUGCUUGUAGGCAUGGAGCAUCUCUGAAGGUGCGAUUUCUUUCUCAGGAGUGGGUAAAAUAGACAGGUUAAAAAAAAUGAGCGGGGACCUGGGGGACAGGGAAAGUGACAGGGAUGCAGCCAGGAACAACCCAGCGCUGAAACUGGGGCUAUCGGAUGUGAAACAGCUCCACUGUGCUCCAGGAAUGAGACUGACAAUCAGGUGGGACAUGUCCAGGAAUACAGGCAGCAAAACUGAGUUAAAUCCCCUCGUUCAGCAAAAUCCUUGGAGUUUGGCCAUUAGGUACCACAAACCCAGCAAAAGCGGGGGUGGUGGGCGUCACAGCAGAGAUAGGUCUUACCUACCUGGAUGGGUGGGAAGAAAACAAGGACAAAAAGAGAAGAUAUAGAACUGUGAUCUCUCAUUGGAAGAAAUGUUGUUUUAAGUCAUAAUAAAAUAAUUGC
Messenger RNA from Grus americana (Whooping crane), 3298 nucleotides. Its product is annotated as sulfotransferase 1B1-like. Gene Ontology annotation, molecular function: sulfotransferase activity. NCBI's taxonomy places the organism in Eukaryota, Metazoa, Chordata, Aves, Gruiformes, Gruidae. Gene Ontology annotation, biological process: sulfation. The transcript is spliced from 12 exons. Gene Ontology annotation, cellular component: cytoplasm. Bases 188 to 1813 code for a protein of 541 amino acids. The record is from RefSeq and is a predicted model, not a curated record.